GGCGCCAGGUAUGCUCGCUACGCCUCUGAUUUAUUUAAUCGAAGUUCACGUGCGGACAUAGUCUAAUAAUUAUCAUGAACACACAGACAUACAAACUCCUUCCUGACUCCUAAUAGUAGGCUAAUAUCCAUUCCAUGCCAUGGUAUUAAAAUUAAGUCUAUAGAUCUUCUAUCCUAUAAUUGCCUAUAUCGAACAUUAUUGAUUGAAUGAUAGUGAUAGUGAUACUGACCUCUCCAGUUAUCAGGCCUAGAUUUACAAAGUGAAAAUGUUCUUCCAGGAAAUAUUAAAUAAUAGAUCUAGAAUCUAUAUCGUAGAUCUAUAUCUAUGUCUAUAUGGACUAUAUGCUGUGCCACUUUUGCUGUUUCAGUGUUUUGAUUUUGAUAUGAUGAUGAUUAGAAUCCAGAACUGAUUCUGAUUUACAAUUUAGAUCUAGGCUACGUGAAUAUAUUCUAAAAUGGACUACCUAACUCAACAACAAGAAAUGGAUCUUCUGAAAGAAGAAUUUAGAAAAUUUAAAAUUGAGAUGGUCACUAGAACAGAAGAACAAUUUUUUCAAGUGAAAAGCCAAAUUGCUAUUUUGAUGGAUGAAAUCUAUCUUCAAAAUAAAAAUAUACAAGAUGUUAAAGAUAGUCUCAGUAAUCUCUCUAAGAAUCAAAACUUUUCAGCCAAUGGCAGUUCUGAAAGAAAUUCAUCAAACUUUGUUAACAAAAGAUCUCGAGAUCAACUCAAAAAAGAGAACAACCUAAUUUCCUAUUCAAAGAAUACUAGAACAAAUACUAAUAACCAAAAGAUUUGUGGUGAAUAUAAUCAACAUAGCAUAUCAGACACAAAAUGCUCUACUACACAGUCGUCCAGUUUUUCAGACACUAUACCAAUAGAUAUGCCCAACCACACUGUGGUGAAAUGUGUGGCUAAGCAAAGUAAUGGGAAGAAACAAUCUUCACAUGGUAACAGCAAACAGAUAUCCCAGCCCAAUUUUCCAACAGCCAAAAUCUGCUGUUCAUCUUGUCGAGUCAACGAGAAAUUGAUAAGACAACACGGCAAGAAAACCAACAAAUCAUUGAGUAAAGUUAAAUGUCUCGAGAAAAAACUAAAACAUUGCAUCAAAAAAGGGAGUGCACUCUUUGAAAACUUUUCCCAACAACUGCUCCAUGCUACAGAUAUAAUUGAUGAAAAUUCUUUUGAUAUUGAACAAUGCUGGUCAGAAACGAAAAGUUUAAGAGAUAAAGACUUGUGUAUUAUGUUAAAUGGUAACCUAAUAAAUCUGGAAGAUGAAAUCAGUAAGAUGAACUUUGAACUUGAAGCACUCUGGACCCAGUCUGAACAGCAUAAUACACUUAUCGAACAGCUAAAAACAAAGCUGCGUCUUCAAAUUCAGUUUAACAGGCCUCCUCCAGAUUAUAUUUGGAAGCAAGAAGUUGUGGAAGCUCUUAAAAAUGUUGAAAAAAUGUAUGACACAAUGCAAAUGUUAUUCAUAGAACGUAUGCAGAAGCUAGAAAAAGUUAUAGAGCAUGAUAUAAUAUCUAGAAGGAAAUUAAAGGUUCAUAUGCUAAGAAAAUUUCCAAUUGAAAAUGCAAAAGGAACCAUUUGGAAAUUUCAAGCACCUACAGGAGAAGAUACAAUGCAAAGAGGUAGCCAACCCCUUGUUAUCUAUCAAACAAAAUAUCAAUGUAUUACAGCUAUGAAAGAAUAUGAAGAUCAAUCUCUAGAGUAUUCCCUAGAUACAAUGCAAAGAGGUAGCCAACCCCUUGUUAUCUAUCAAUCAAAAUAUCAAUGUAUUACAGCUAUGAAAGAAUAUGAAGAUCAAUCUCUAGAGUUUUGUCUAUUGCAGACCAUACUACACAAGGCCUGAGGGACUUACUUUGGAUAUUACUGAUCUACUGGCCUGAAUUUGCAUUUUUCAGACAUGGAGAAUGUUCCUUACACAUUUUAUUGUACCAGGAAAAUGUGAACAUGGGUUUACACGUUCAGACAUUUUCCUAUCAAAUAUUAAAUACUGUGAAAACAGGUUUAUCCGAUUUUUUAAAGUUUUGUUCUAUAAUUGGUAGUUACUUACGGUCUGUCUAUUUUUAGGGCCCUCCGGUUGCGGGAGGGACAUUCAAAGUACCCUACUUCGACAUGAUCUAACUAAGGAAUAUUUAUGCUAUAGUUUUAUCAAGAUAAUGGUUUUGAUUUUCAUCCAGGAUAUACAUUCUCCUUAAAUUUUGCUUGACAUGAUAGAAUACAUAAAAUUAAAAAAGCUGGAACUAAGCCUCAUGUAGAGAAUUAUACUAAGAAUUGCAUGAUAGCAGGAGUAUUUUUUUUUAUUAGUCACCGCACUCAGUUACUUGUAUCACAAAGGAGGCAUGGGCAUGGGAACGAUAGCGUCCACAUACUUCUUCCCUUCCAUGCAUGUGCACAUACCAGUAACCAAAACCUGAUGUAGAAUUGUGUCUGCAUUGAAUUUAAAUAGGUUACUCUCUAAUUUUAGACACAUAUCUUGAACCCAUUUUAAAUGCUUCAAUUUUUGUUGUGUUUAAUGGAAUUUUAGUUGGGAAAAAAAAUUGUUUAAAAACUAUUUAAAUGUGACAGGAUUAAUUCGAUUUUUUAGAUGAAGUAAUAUUAACUUUCUAUAUAAAAAAAAAAUCAAACAUGUCAAAUAACUGUUGUAACCCAUACAAUUGAUGCUUUCAAACGUGUUUAUUGAUGUUUCAGAAGAUGACUUAAAUUAAGGGGUUUUUUUUUGUUGUUUAUUUGACUAGUACUAAACAUGGGACAGCACUAGACAGUUUGGAAGUAGGAAAUAAAACGGUACGAUGUGUUAACUGUUGAAUAAUAUGUAUUUAAUGCAUGGCUGCAGGGGAUGAGAGUAGCAGCAAUAAACAAUACACAAAGAAAAGACAAUGUACAUUAUGUAGAUUUACCUGUUUCAGUAAUAAAAACAAAACAUAAUGGUGCUGUACUGCUAUCUAACAACAAGAAAUUAUGGAACAAAGGCACAAGGGAUGAGAGAAAAGUGUUUUCACUAAGUUUUAUUGUAGAGAGUAAAAAAAAAUUGCUUCACACACAUCAGAAUGUGAAAGUACAUGGCAUAAAAUAAUCCUACAGACAGCACUGUGUAUCAACACAGAACAGACUUGAGUAACUCAACAGUUUUUGGUUUGAGAAACCCCAAUUAUAAAAAGUAAGUAAAAUAUCACUGGAAAAAAAAGUGGAAGAAAAAAAAUGUUUUCUCUCAACCCCAGACCUUCGUCUUAAACAAACAUCUGACUGUUGUUAUUACUACAGACUGUUCUCAAUUGAUAGAGCAUCAAGUACAGCAGGCUGUAAUCUACACACACACUUACCCACAAACAUACACAAGUACAAAAAAGUAAAUAAAUAAGUAAAAAAAAAAAAAAAAA
Messenger RNA from Biomphalaria glabrata, 3383 nucleotides. RefSeq lists its product as uncharacterized. The transcript has 8 exons. The coding region runs from base 455 to 1852 and encodes 465 amino acids. NCBI's taxonomy places the organism in Eukaryota, Metazoa, Mollusca, Gastropoda, Planorbidae. The record is from RefSeq and is a predicted model, not a curated record.